Messenger RNA from Mus pahari (shrew mouse), 2244 nucleotides. Its product is annotated as hepatitis A virus cellular receptor 1 homolog. The transcript has 6 exons. Bases 60 to 410 code for a protein of 116 amino acids. The record is from RefSeq and is a predicted model, not a curated record. Gene Ontology annotation, cellular component: cell surface. Gene Ontology annotation, molecular function: virus receptor activity; phosphatidylserine binding. NCBI's taxonomy places the organism in Eukaryota, Metazoa, Chordata, Mammalia, Rodentia, Muridae. Gene Ontology annotation, biological process: phagocytosis, engulfment; positive regulation of mast cell activation.
AGAGGACCAGAAAGAGAGACUAACAAGAGGUCACUUUCCCUUAAGUACAGGUCACCAUCAUGAUGCCCCCUCAAGUCCUCAUUUCAGGCCUCCUACUCCUUCUCCCCGCAGUUUGGACCACCACUGUGACAUUUUCACAAGACCCUUGGAAUAAUCACACUGAAGUGGUCCCAACACAACCCACCCUGAAGAUCUCCACUAAGGACCUCUAUAUUGGAAUCUCUGUGUCUGCCGCAUUGCUGAUCCUCCUUGCAAGCGUCCUGACUGUCAUAAAGUGCAGACACAGAAAAAAGAAGAAUAUAGAAAGCUCAGUUGUCUUCCAUGGAUUUCAGAAUGAAGUUUUUCAAAGUACGGAGCAACCCGAAGCUGUAGACAAUGUCAACAUUAUCAAAGUUCCAGUUGCCAUUUGAGGGGCCAUCAUCCAAGACUGCAGAAGAAAGAAUGUCACAUGACCAUGCUGUUCUAUUGUCUCUGUGUCAGUUCAUGUCGUGUUCCCAUUUUCCAGCAGCAGUGGAGAGGGUGGCCCUCUCGCUGUCCAUAGGCCUAGUCAUUGUUCUUAUAGUACUCAUUCUUACCACACACUGGGAGCAGUCUCUCAAACAGGAACAGCUUAGAAUCCCCUGUGCUCUUUAGAUGUCCCAAGUUGUGUCUGUGAGAGACAAUCACUGAUAAUUCAGAAAAUAGACUUCCAUCUUAGUUACCAAGACCAUUAAGAAGAGAGGAGUAAGAUUUAAAAAUUAAAAUAUGUAAAUAAAUAAAUAAACAAAUGCAAGUGGGGAGGCCAAGACUUAAUUUAGAAGUACUUCAUGAUCAUGCUUCCUUUCUUUUAUUGUAAAUUAAAACAUUAUUUUUCAUCACCUUCCCCAAAGGGGCUUAAGUCAUGGGAUCUGCAGGUUUCAUUUGUCUGGUAGAUGAACAGAAAGGAAUCUAGAGGUGCCCGUGCUUUCUAAUGGCCCCUGAAAUAUGAUACAGUGUACUAUGGUUGAUCUUAGGAUAACAAUGUGUGUUUCCAGUCAAGAGAGGCUACCAUCGUGAGUAUGGACCAGGCAGACACCUGGGAAGAAGAUAAUGGGGCACAGGCUUGAGUUCAUUGAAGCUAUUUCCACUACACUUCUGCCUUGAUGUUCAGUGUUCUUAGACUCACCCACUGAGCUCUGAGUUAGGAGCUAGAAGGAGACAAUGCAGAAAGGGAAGGGAAGAUGAGGGGGUGGGCCUUGGGGUCUCAGCCUUAGAGAAGUCCUGUUGUAGGUGGGACAGUGUUUGGGGCUACUGCUGGUUUCACGUAGAGUUCUAAGUUUCUAAUUGUCUACAGGCCAUGUUUAUAUUUAAGUGAAUUUCAGAAAGUAAAGCAUUUUUUCAUAGUGAAUCAGUUUGAAACAAUCAACAAACGAUCUGGUUUUGCUAAGAGUUAAAAAAGGCUGCUGUAUUGCUAUCUCCAUUGCCUUUUUGAUUGUUCACAAGUCCCAGUUUUCAGGGGAGUAUUAACUUUUACAUGAGAUUUCUGCCUCCUGAAUGCUGGUGCCCCUGGUUGUCCUCCUAUCUCCAUAUGCCCUCCAUGGCAAAUGUACACACACACAUACACAUACACAGAGGCAUGCAUGCAGACAUGUACACAAAUAACUAAAACUUAAUGAGAUUUAAAAAAUUGUAAAUACUAAAGUGGAAGAAGGUAGAAAUGACCAAUAAGUAGAUACUGAUUUAUUGAUGUAUUUUAUGUUUUUAGUUAUUAAAGAAUCAGUUGUAAUGCCCAUUUGCCAAGCACAGCUUCACUUGUUACCUGCAACAGAAUAGUCUGAAGGAAUAGCUGAAGCCACGGGUCGUUGCUCUUGACAACCUUGACAACCGGCUGACUGGCAUAUGUUUCUGUAAAAUUUUGCCUACUUGCUCCAUAUUUCUUAUUUCGAAAUUAUCCUUUAAAUGCCUGUUUUCUAGUGAGAAAGAGAAAGGGUGUGGAUUUGCAUAGGGGAAGUUCUGGGGAGAUUCUGAGAGGAGUUGGGGACAGAGAAACAGAAAUAGACUGUACGGAAAAGACUAUUUUCAGUAAAAGAAAAGUAAAAAGAAAACAUGAGACUACCAAGCGGGGCCAUCACGGAAGCCUUCUGGGAGCUGUGCCGGCUUUGGCUCACCAGUGCCAGCUCCUGUCUUCCCCUUUCAGUGGUGUUGAGUUCUUAUCUGAGCAAGAUUCCUACAACAGUAAGACAUGGAUAACUGGCUAUCUUUUAAAAAUGAAAUGAUGGUCACAUG